Molecule: messenger RNA, 3032 nt
Organism: Macrobrachium nipponense
Lineage: Eukaryota; Metazoa; Arthropoda; Malacostraca; Decapoda; Palaemonidae
Exons: 5
Coding region: 172-1887 (571 amino acids)
Source: RefSeq, a predicted model, not a curated record
CUGCAGAGGGCGCGUCUGGUGUUCGCGGGAGAAGAGACAGGCUGCCGUUCAGCUGGUUCUCCUCUGCGUCGCCUCCUGCUCCUGGACCUUGCUCCUCAUCUCCCUGACCCUGACCACGUCGGCCUCGAGUCCCAGACACGCCUCGAAAGUCAUAGCAGAGACAGGCCCCAAAUGGGCCGAGGGUGGAGCCGAGGCUUGUCAGGAAUGCCUGUCACGCCGAGGACCACCUCACAGCUACUGGCACGUCUUCGAGCGCUCUCUGCACCAAGUGGCGUCAGCCCUGGACAGCCUAGACCAGCCUUUAGCACCGUCCGCUCUGCGUUCUCAACUUCGAGCGACCAAAACCUCCUCCGCCAGUUGGCCUCCGUCCUUCAUCUGCCCUUGAUUGAGAAUCUGGAAAACAGUGGCUCCAGGAAGCAAAGUCAGGAGGCUAUUCUUCCAGCUCCGGGGCGCGUCGAUGGGCGCCUGGCUUGUCCCGAGCAGUUCCCGGGGUCGCGAACGGGGUACCCACGCUAUCAUACGGGAUACUUUACCAUGAAUUGCUCCUCUCUGGCCUUGAGGGAGGUGGUCACAGCCGUCCUAUGGGAUAUUGAGAAGGAUCACAUAUCCAAUCUGCUCGAUGAUUUCAAGCGCAUUUAUCCGGGGCUGCCUAUUCUCCUGGUGACCGAUGCCACGGUGGAAGGCGUGCCAAACUUGCUUAUUGAGAAACCCAGUCCAUCCACUGCAAAGGCACUGAAAAGAAUUCUGUCCCACGUGAAAACUCCUUACGUCUUCCUAGGCACAAAGCUUACGCAAAUAACCAACCACUCCAGGCUGGAGAGACUUGUGUGGGUGGCUGAGUGGUCUGGAGUCUGGGCGGUAGGUGGCGCCGGUAAAGGACAAGAUGGCCGCUGGAGGGCGGGAUGUCUACAAGUAGCUGAAGGAGGAGGCCAACUCGUGUUCACUCGAGGAUACACGACUUCAUUAUUCGAGUGCCAGCUGUGCCAAUCCAUCGAGGCGCCUUUUGUGAUGCGCACCAAAGCACUUCAGAAACUAGACUGGCCUCGUCUAGGAACCGAACUGCAGUUGCUCCUACCGAGGAUGUUUCUAGACAUCCAUGCGCGGGCUAGGUCCCACAAGCAUGGGGCAGCUGUAUGUCCUGAUUCCCUCUUUCUGAUAGCGAGUGUAGACCCUCCUUGGGACGUCAAUGAAAAGCCACACCGUCAGGAGCACGAACUGCGCACAGUCGCAGCCCUGUGGCACUCGACUGUUAAACAGAGGCGCUUGGCGCGUCUCCACCUGCCUUCAGGGUAUACGGUCAACUACCCAUGUGAUUUCCUGCCCAGCUCCCGUCAGUCGCAUUCCACGCAUUUCUCUCCUUUGUCGAGCGAAAGGGGAAUCCCCGCGGCCAUAGCCUGUCAAAGAAGAGAGCUCUUAAUGAUCACUACAAACCUACUUAAUGCCUGUACCAAACUCACGGUGAAAUGUCACCUUAAGGAUUCCGCUGUAACAGUUCUCGUGAGUGGAGGAUCACUGCAGUCCAUCCCCAAUAAGACCUUGAACUUCGGGAUGGACGGGGCUUUCAAGAUAGCCGCCCUCCAGAAGGUUUUAGAAGCCUCCCACUACGUCUCUUUCAUAGAAAACAAGGCAUUAGUUGUAGAAGGACGGUGGUGGACGCUGAGGAUAACUGCAGAUACCAAUCAGAAAACGACAAACAUCGAAAUGCUAGACGGUCUCUGGGUACCAUCCGUCAUCCCGUCCAGCGGCUCCUGGACAGACGAGAUCGGGAGCUGCGGCGUUCCAGUCUUUCAGGUCGACGACACGUCGCAGGACGAGCGCAUAUCGCAGCUCACUCUCCCUCCCUGCAGCCGAAAUCGUCUCUCGGAUAUGACCCUGAGGUCGCCCUGAGAAAAAAAAAAAAGACUUUGCAGGACAACCAAGCAGGACUACCAGUGAUCCAUCAAACCUCUCGAAAUGUCUUCUAAAAACGUUGCGCGCCUCCGAAUCCCGAAAUGGCCUCUGGAAGGGGUUUCAGCUUCUCCGUCUGGCUUCACCAAUCCCGAAGUGACCUCUGAAAGGGAUUUCAGCCUCCCGGUCCGGCUUCACCAAUUCCAAAGACAUCUGGAAGGGGUUUCAGCCUCCCAGUCUGGCUUCACCAAUCCGAAAAUGAUCUCUGGAAGGGGUUUCAGCCUCCCGGUCCAGCUUCACCAAUUCCAAAGACAUCUGGAAGGGGUUUCAGCCUCCCCGUCUGGCUUCACCAAUCCGAAAAUGAUCUCUGGAAGGGGUUUCAGCCUCCCGGUCCAGCUUCACCAAUUCCAAAGACAUCUGGAAGGGGUUUCAGCCUCCCGGUCCAGCUUCACCAAUUCCAAAGAUAUCUGGAAGGGGUUUCAGCCUCCCGGUCUGGCUUCACCAAUCCCAAAAUGACCUCAGGAUACAUCAGCCUCGGUCGUGGGGCUGGUGGAGAUGGCGGCCGUCGUCAUAAAACUCGGAGACGAGAGAUGAGUCUCUUCAAUUGAUUUACGGUCGCCGUCAUUUAUCGUCUCUGGCGACGUUUUUGGAGGAAGUCCUUGUAUGUCUUUUAAGUAUUUCGUAGGAACCUUUUUCGAAAAAAGGAGAAGUUCUAGUGCGUUCUACGUUCGAUUCUAUCAACAACUUCCAUACUAGUGAUCGAAUUUCCGCUAAAGCUUACCUGAUAUUUUGUAAAUAAACUUUCCUUUCGUUAAUGAUUUUUUAAAAUUAGUGAAUCAAGACUUCAGUGAAUUUAGCAACAAAAUGUAUUAAAGCCUUAGGUAUCUUGUGCUGAGAUAGAGUCGCAUGUUGCCUUAGGAGAAGUGUUUGUUGGAAAUAUUCAAUAUGCCAUAGAGACAAGCAGAAUUUAUUCUAGGAAAAAACUGAUGAUUAUUUCAUACCAAGUAAUUAUAAUAGACUUCAGCUAAAUAUUGUGCCUUCUGGUGUAUAUAAUCUUGGAUAGUUACUCACUCUCUGAGGAAUAUUAGAAUUUUCAGAAUUACUAACUGUAGAUAAAAGACUCGAUUACAAAACAGUCAGAUUGU